Molecule: messenger RNA, 4029 nt
Organism: Xyrauchen texanus (razorback sucker)
Lineage: Eukaryota; Metazoa; Chordata; Actinopteri; Cypriniformes; Catostomidae
Gene: plb1
Product: phospholipase B1
Exons: 38
Coding region: 3-3029 (1008 amino acids)
Biological process (GO): phospholipid metabolic process
Cellular component (GO): brush border membrane
Molecular function (GO): phosphatidylcholine lysophospholipase A1 activity; A2-type glycerophospholipase activity; retinyl-palmitate esterase activity
Source: RefSeq, a predicted model, not a curated record
UGAUGACUUUUAACCCUGAUGUGUCAUCUGUGCUACCUGACCAGAGGAUUUUUAUGGAUAACACAGAGGAUAUUAUGCAAUCUCUCAGCCCCACUCAGUGGAAGCUCAUCCUGCUCUUUGUACCAAUCGAUGAGCUCUGUGUGUGUCCAGGCCAGGACCUCAGAACAGUCAUUGAUGAAGCAUUGGGAAGAGUAGAAAAGGAACUAGUCGACCUUCACAAAAAGUUGAAAAACACUCUGGUUCAUGUUGUUGUGUGGAGUGGACUGCCAAGUGCUGAAUCUCAUAGCCGAGUGUGUCAGUGCCAGUGUGAGGAGGGAUACAACGAAAAUAGACAUAGGCUGGAUACAAUAGUGCUUAUGUCUUCCUUACAGGAGUCAAUUGGUGCUCUUCUAGAGAGGAGAGACUGGUUCAGUGACCGGGAGGAUUUCAGCGUAAUGCUUCAGUCCACUCCAGUGUAUGCAGACCACAGUCCUUCAGUGGAUAAAGCUAGUACAUCUGACUCAUAUGACAUAAGUAUAUUGGCUUUACAACUCUGGAAAAAUUUGCUGCAACCAAUGGUAAGCGAGGCGGAGGUGGAGGGGAGAGGCGUUUUCAGCAUUCCUUGCCCUACUGAGGAAAGGCCGUACUUGCGCACACAGCUAAACUCUCAGCCUGAGCUCAGAGUCUUAGAUCCUUCUCCACUUCUAGAUCCAGUUAUGGGGACUGAGUUCACCUGUGAAGACAGGACACCAUCCCCCACCAUCCCCACAUCAGUCCACAACCUGCGGCCAGCGGACAUAAAAGUGGUGGCAGCGAUGGGGGACUCUUUGACGGCAGGCAACGGGGUGGGUGCAGCACAAAACAACCUCCUUGGUGUGGUCACAGAGUAUCGUGGUCUUUCAUGGUGUAUUGGUGGAGAUGAGAACCUUACAACUGUGACCACUUUAGCAAAUAUUCUGAAAGAGUUUAACCCUUCGCUCACUGGCUACUCAGUUGGAAGUGGAGGUGAGAAUUCUGCAAAGAGUUUUCUAAACCAGGCAGUUCCAGGAGCCAAAGCCGAUGAUAUGGCCAAUCAAGCUCGUGCUGUCAUUAAAAGAAUGAAAGAAGACACUAAAAUUGAUUUCCAAAACGAUUGGAAGGUUAUCACCAUCUUCAUUGGCGGAAAUGACCUAUGUGCCCACUGCUCUGAUACCCUGUAUUAUUCUCCUGAUAACAUUGUCAAGCGCAUUCGUGAGGCUCUAGACAUAUUACACAAAGAGGUUCCUCGUGCUUUGGUGAAUCUUGUGGAGCUCCUUGAUAUAGUUCCACUGCGCCGCAUGCAUCAGGACCCCAGUCUCGGCUGCCCUACCUGGCUGGUCAAUAUGUUGUGCCGCUGUGUCCUGAAGCCUAAAGAUGGAUCUCAGGAAUUCCAAAGGUUGCAGGAUUUCAACAAAGCCUAUCAGCGUGGUAUGAGGGAGGUAGUGGAGUCCGGGCGAUAUGACACACAUGAAAACUUCACUGUGGUCCUGCAACCAUUUUUUAGGAACGUGUUUCUCCCCGUGCUGGAGGAUGGAAAGCCUGACCGGUCAUAUUUCUCUCCAGACUGCUUUCAUCUCAGUCAAAAAGCUCACACUCUCAUGGCUCGAGCUCUCUGGAACAACAUGCUUGAGCCUUUAGGUAAUAAGACAGAUAGUCAAGAUUUUACUACAGGUAUAUCUCUUCAAUGCCCUGAAAUGUCUGUCCCCUACUUGAGGACCUAUAGCAACAGCAAUUACACAUAUGAUACCCCACCUCCUACUCCUCCACCUGUCACAAAUUGGGGAAGCGAUAUCUCUUGUGUGGACACAGCGCCAUCUGACACUGUGCCAACAUCUGUUCACAGAUUGCGACCAGGUGACAUUAAUGUGGUGGCAGCUGUGGGAGAUUCACUCACUGCUGGUUUUGGGGCAAAAGCUAACAACAUUCUGCAGUUGCUGGACGAGGAGCGAGGGGUUUCCUGGAGCAUUGGUGGGGAUGAUCAUUUGGAGACAGUCACCACAGUGCCUAAUAUCCUUAAGAAAUUCAAUCCAAAUGUUUUCGGCUUCUCAAAGGGGAAGGGUAAACGGCCAAAUGGCUUCAAUAUGGCAGUGAGCGGCGCCAAAGCAAAGGAUAUACUAGAACAAGUGAUUGAUCUUAUCAAGGCUUUAAAAAACAGCACGAAUGUGGACUUUGAAAGGGACUGGAAGCUGGUGACACUGUUUAUCGGAGGAAAUGACCUUUGUCAGUACUGUCUUGACCGGGACUCUCUAUCCCCUCAUAAGUACAUUGGUUACAUCAGAGACAGUCUGGACAUUCUGUACAAUGAGGUUCCCAGAGUGCUGGUAAAUUUUGUGGAAAUCUUAGAGAUCAAGGAGCUGCGUAAAAUAAAGAGAGACACGCUGGGCUGCAGCCUCCUGCAAGAGAACCUGUGCCCAUGUUUUUUGAGUCCCGGUGAGAACUCACCAGAACUGAGUGAAAUGAACAAGAUCAACAGGGAUCUGCAGAUGGAAGCCGAGAGGUUGGUAUAUGGGGGUCGUUAUGACAAAAGAGAUGACUUUGCAGUGGUGAUACAGCCCUUCUUCAAGAACUCUAUUGUUCCAAUGACAGGGGAUAGCACACCAGACGUUAGCUUCUUCUCUGCAGACUGCUUUCAUUUCACUGAGCGCGGACAUGCACAGAUGGCUAUCUCACUCUGGAAUAACAUGCUGGAGCCUAUGGGGAGUAAACAAACCUACAAUAAUUUCACAUAUGACCGCAGUAAGAUCCAUUGUCCCACAAAGGAACAUCCAUUUAUCUUUACACGGGUAAACAGCAUGAACAAUGACUCUGAUGUCUCUACCACUUCCAUACCCACCACAGUGGCACCAGGCACCCCUCUCCCUAAAGACUGCUCUAAGGAUUCAGUGCCAGCCUGGGCAGCCGCCAUUCUUGCUGUAGCAGGUUUGCUAAUAGGUUGGGCUGUAUCAUGGAUCUUCGUUUACUACAGAGAACGAAGGAACAGGAGGAAAAAAACGAGCACCUGUGAAACUGAAAUGAAAGGAACUAGUUUCUGAUAAAACUAUUUGGCAAAUUGUGAAAGGAUUUUUAACAAGGCAACACAGACACACUUUUUUUAAUGUAAAGCAGUAUAGUAAAGUGUACAGAUUUAUUGCUGUAAAUUAUAUAAUAAAUCCAUACUUAUAAUAAUUGUGUAAAUAAUAUAAGUGCAUAAUAUACAAAUGAUUAUUGACACUAUAAUGUAAACUGCAGGUCUUGUCUUAAUAUAAAAUCAGUUAUAAUUUAUUGCUCAUGGUAUUGGAUAAUAAAAUGCUCUAACACCAAAACAAUAUUAUAACUAUAUAAUAUUAUGAUAUAAGUUUAAAUAUACAACAGGGUAACUUGUUUUUACUUUAACAGUAACAUUGCAAUAUCAUGCAAUUGUGUUUUUGAGAUAUGAUAUGGAUUAUACUGUUUAUAUCCAACAGUAUAAUCUGCUUGUAUCAGUUCUAAACUUGUUUUGGGUGAGAACAGACCAAAAUAUAACUUAUUUUUCACAAUAAAUCUUGACAUCAGCAGUCUCCUUGGCAAUCAUGUUUUCAAGCUCGAGUACUCUUUAUAGCGCCAUCUAGCGCUCUGCACAGGCAUCAAACAAGGAAGUGUAAUCAAGCUUGAAAUCAAGAUCAUGCCUAAAAUGUACAGUGAAAAAGGAGUUACAUUUUAGUCUGUUCUCACAAAAAAAAUAUUAGAUCACUUAAAAAAAACAUUUAUUUAACCAUUGGAGUCAUAUGUAUUACUUUUAUGGUGCCUUUAUGUUCUUUUUGGGACUUCAAAAUGUUUGUGUUUUAGAGCAUUUUAUUACCCAAGACCAUGAGCAAUUUAGCAUGACUGCUUUUAUAUUAUGACAAAACCUGCUAUUGAUAUUAUAACACUGUGAAUAUACAACAGUGUAAUUUGUAGAAUCAGAAUGAGCUUUAUUGCCAGGUAUGCUUACACAAGGAAUUUAUCUUGGCGACAGAAGCUUCCAGUGCACAACAAUAUAAUACACCAACAAGACAGAGAUAAUGAUAAGAAAUA